Messenger RNA from Lolium perenne, 787 nucleotides. Lineage: Eukaryota; Viridiplantae; Streptophyta; Magnoliopsida; Poales; Poaceae. The record is from RefSeq and is a predicted model, not a curated record.
UACCCUAAAAGAUAAAAGAAAAUCCCUAUUGCCGAACGACUACAUCGGACGACUCGGGCGGCGCUCCAGCACCGUCUUUCUCGGAUGCGCCGGCGCUGGCACCGACGGGCGCACAACGCCGCUUCGGCACCCCCUCCCUAUUCCUUGGCCGCUGCUGCCUUCCGAUGCAGCGAGGUAGAGUAGCUUGGCGGUGGCUAAACGGUCGUCUCUGGCGGUUUACGGUGGAGGCUGGGGGUUGUAAGGGAAACCGGAGUUGGAGAUAGCCGUGGUCGGCGUUUUCGAGGCUGGCCGGCUGACUUGGUGCCCCCUGUUCUAGAGAUGCCAUUUAUGGAGAGUCAUGGGCUCCAGGGCAGGGGCGGGUGUUUUUCCUCCUCCUUGCCCGGGAUGGGCUUUCCCCGCACCUGGCGUGGUGCGUGUCCACUAGGCAGCCAUGGCGGUGAUGUUGCCUGAUUCUCACCUCCCUGUGAAUGUGAAGAGAGGAGAAACGUGCCGUUUAAGAUGGCAACGAGCGCAGUGCUUGGCCCCCACCAGGAUCUCGAUCUUCGCUGCCACGUCCUUGCCUCCGCUGCUACCAGUAGCGGCGUUAUCCGCCAGCCGGCGCGUCUCUGCCCCCGCUGACGCAAGGAGCGGCGGGGAUCUGCGGCAAGCACCACGGUGGAGCGCUACGUUCCUGCAGGCAGGACGCGGACGAGCAACAGCUGCAGCCGACCUUGGCGAGGACAAAGGGAAGAUCUCUCCCAUCCCAGAUGCGUCAGCAACCAAUGUCCUCUCUCUGUGACAUUCCCAA